This is a messenger RNA of Amoebophrya sp. A25, 1686 nucleotides long. Lineage: Eukaryota; Dinophyceae; Syndiniales; Amoebophryaceae. The record is from the annotation of a GenBank genome assembly.
CGGAAAUGGCACCAAAUACGACCAAAAACAUUGUCCAGCCACUCUUCCCAAAACAGCACGACCACCCUCAAAGCAAAUACAUAGUGGACAUCCGGCUCUGAGAAAGAACACAACGGCAAAAUGAAAUAUAAUACCGGGAUUAUUUGCUCUUUUCUGUAAAUUUUCUCAGCCGGUUUUUUUUUGCCCUCGAAAGAUUAUUUUCAUCAAUGAUUUUUGAUCAUUGAAUCUUGACGACUCUUUCUUUCGAAGGAAAGCGACACCAUGACUGUAGCGGAGGACAACCGAGUGUCUUUCGACGGCUUGAAGACCCAAGAUCUUCGCCGGUUACCUGCGAAGGUAUUGAAGAAGCUGCUUCUCAAGUAUCAUCCUGAUAAGGGUGGUGAAAAAGCGGAUUUCCAGCGCGUAUUUGAACAGUAUGAGCAACGCAAAGCUGAAGAGGCGCUGGACGAGAAGUUGGCUGCGCGUCGGCAAGCAAAAGUGGCGGCGGCUGCGAAGGCGAAGGCGACUGCUUCGGAUUCGAAAUCUGGCGGUGAUCAAGCAGGAGGAGGUAAGGUUCCAGGAGACACGCGGUUGUACAAUGAUGGAGAAUUUUACGAGCGGUACUUCGGUGAAGGUAAGGCGGAAAAGUCGAAAAUCGAUCAAGAGGAACUGCUCAAGAGAAUGGAAAGUCUGCGUGCUCGUUGCGGUCGACCGGCGCCGCCUCCAGCGGCAGCUAAUGCGGCUGGCGCGAGCAACAAAGCAAAAACACCGGGAGGUGCGCCGAGAUUCGACAACCGGUUUGGAGCACGUCCUUCGAGUGCCAAGCCGACGAGGAGCGGCGCGUCCUGGCAGCCUCCUGGUGGGGAGGUGCCACAACCAAAUCAGGCAGGGAAAGGCGCUGGCGGCUCUGCAGCCAAGGCGCCGCCAAACGCGAAAUCUUCAGACCAGCAAGGCACGGGUUCAGGAACGCGCACAGCCACCGGCAGCUCUGCUGCCGGGAGCAGAGCGUCGGAGAGCCGUCGGUCUUCAGUCGAGGGCGCCGCGAAGAACGCGCGCGCAGUGCCUCGAACAACAGAUGCGGAACAAGCCGGCGCUGACGGCGUGUCCACAGCUUCUACUUUGACAACGAAAGGCACUACAACAAAGGCGAGAACGAGGCCGCAUGGCAGCCAGAAACCGCCUCGGCGAUCACCGGAAGAGUGGGCCAGUGUGAAGCAAAAGUGGUUGCGACAAGAAUCCUUACUAGAAAAUCUGCGCACAAACUUUGUGAAUAGUAAGAACAGGGACAAAGAAGACGAGGAAAUUCUUCGGCAUUUGCUUCGGCGCGAGGAGACCCUGGAAGAGAAUUCGCCUCUUCGCGAACGCGGGCCUUCCUUGUACGGAAAGGGAGCGGAACAAGAACAGAAUGAGAGUACUAGUACUUCUAACGAACGGUUCGAUGAUCUGACGCAUACGAUGAGAGCGGAGCUACAGCGUGCGAACAGUGUGCUCAAUGAGCACGAGGAGGCCGUACUGGACUUGCUUUUCGAUAGUGUGGACCCUCUUCUAGGUGGCGGAUCCACCACUUUGCUCUCGGACGACGAAGCCGCUGCUUCCAAUGACCUUAGCGAUGGGGAGGAUCUCGCCGAAAACGGUACUGACAAGCGAAAUGGAAGUGGCAGGAUGACCUCUUCUGGCCUGUCAUCUGAUGAUGAUGAGGAAGUAUGA